GAUUAUUGGUUGAGGAGGAUUUGCAAGCAGCUCUAGCCUACCACAAUGAUCCUUUCAGUUCGCUGCAGUCAGUUGUCAGUCAGGGGGCGCCGAGGACACUGUUAGCCUACUUAAACAUUAUCGUUGGUUCAACCGGCAAUGGUGGAUGGGUGAAAAGACGAGACCUUCAACCUCGUUUCGAUUUUAGGCUUCAACACUGAUACGUAAACAUAAUAAUUAUGGAUGAAUUAAAACACCAGGUCAUGAUUAAUCAGUUUGUUCUAACUGCUGGCUGUGCGGCAGACCAAGCAAAGCAGCUUUUACAAGCGGCACACUGGCAGUUCGAGACUGCUCUCAGCACAUUCUUUCAAGAAACUAAUAUACCAUACAGCCACCAUCAAAUGAUGUGCACUCCAGCAAACACGCCAGCGACGCCACCCAACUUCCCCGACGCACUCGCCAUGUUCUCGCGCCUCAAGGCCUCGGAGAGCUACAACAGCGCGGGCAGCCCCCGUGGGUCCAUGGCGACUUCCCCACCUCCUCAGGUGAACUGGGCCAUGAGCCCCCCAGCCCCGAGCCCCCAGGGCCUGUGGACUGCAGCACCACGGGCCCCCCAGACGGCCACCCCCCCGUCAGGCUGGCCCGCAGCCGUGGCCCAGCAGGCCUCUCCGGAGCAGAUGGCCACCAUGGUCAUGGAGGCGGAGAGAUGAGGGCCUACCGCAGGGAGGUUACACACUACUGGGAGGACCGUCCUCUCUCGGGUGGGACGUGGGGAGAGGGCCAGGGUUGGGAUGGAGAUCUAUCUUUUGCAAUGUGGAUAAGCACUGAAGAAGAAAUCAAACCAGUAUACAAUGACAGGGCGAAACGGGUGUGGGUGGGUGGGCGGGUGGUUGGGGGGGGGGGGGGGGGGGGGGGCACGGUUGAUGGGACAAACACAGGGUGCCUCAAUGCCUAGAAGAACAUUUUGUUUUUGUUUCUGUUUAAUUUGAAUGUUUAAAAUUGUCCCCAUAGUAUUAAAAUGGAGAACAAGGCCGAUAGAUGUGAAGGACUUGAGGGCGCAAGUGGGGUUCUUGUGGAGGACUCUACUGGUAUGUGAGAUGUCCACUCUUGCAUUGUUCUCUCUUUAGCUCUCUCCCACAACUGAGUACACUGCAUUAGAUGACAGGGUGUGUCCUCAGUUUUUUAAGUUCGAACAUUUUUUCAAAGUGAAAUCAUGCGCUGUGUGUGUGUGUGUGUGUGUGUGGUAUCUGAGUCAUUCGUAUCAUCCACACGAACAUAUCUUCAAUUGCAAUUAUACAAUAGGCCUAAUUUUCAUUUGAUUUGGUGGACAGCUAAGCAAGCCUAGUCACCAAAAUAUGUCCUAUACUAUUGGUAAGAAUUGGUAUGAAUUAUUUCCGAAACUCAUCAGAAACCCUAGAGUUACUAUAAGGACCUCAGUAAAGUUGGCACUCUUUUUGUUUGAGUUAAGAAGGCUUGUAUUAAUGAUCUUUUUAUUGCAACAAGAAAGCAAAAGGUUAAGAUGAAUAUUAUUUGAAGCACUGAAGGUUCUGGUGUACUUUUUCAUUACACAUUUUUUCAUUUUUCACAUUUUUUAAGAUUAGCAGAUGACAACUUUGUAUGACCAUUGAAACCACUUUCCACAAUAUUUGUGGAUGGCCUUCAUUAAUUUAUCAGUGUUCUGUUUGUGACAAUAAACAAGGUAUACAUUA
Messenger RNA from Alosa sapidissima (American shad), 1688 nucleotides. RefSeq names its product UBA-like domain containing 1b (gene ubald1b). The record is from RefSeq and is a predicted model, not a curated record. Lineage: Eukaryota; Metazoa; Chordata; Actinopteri; Clupeiformes; Clupeidae. Bases 219 to 689 code for a protein of 156 amino acids. The transcript has 3 exons. Gene Ontology annotation, molecular function: protein binding.